Messenger RNA from Strongyloides ratti, 1287 nucleotides. RefSeq names its product ADAM 17-like protease. The coding region runs from base 1 to 1287 and encodes 428 amino acids. The transcript has 3 exons. Gene Ontology annotation, molecular function: metalloendopeptidase activity. Gene Ontology annotation, biological process: Notch signaling pathway; membrane protein ectodomain proteolysis. The record is from RefSeq and is a predicted model, not a curated record. Lineage: Eukaryota; Metazoa; Nematoda; Chromadorea; Rhabditida; Strongyloididae. Gene Ontology annotation, cellular component: plasma membrane.
AUGGAAGUUGGUAUGUAUAAAGAUUCUGACUUAGAUAUACGAGAUUAUCAAAUAGAUCUUAUAAUAGAAAAGACUAAUGAAUUACUUACUAAAGCAAUUUUAAGUGAUGAAAAUUCAACAAAAUCACUUAUAAUUCAAUUAACAUAUAAUGAAAUUAAGACAAUAAAAGUAACAUCAAAAAUUCAAAUAAUUACUCAAAUAUCUGGAAGUUAUAAAAGUGGAAAUAUAUUAUUUACAAAUAAAAAUUUUGCUAAAAAUAAACGUGAAGUUGUUGGAUUUAGUUUUGGUUUAUUUUGUAAUCCUCAUCCUUUAAAUAUUAUAGGAAUAUUGACAGAUGUUACAGAGUCAACAUUUUCUUUUGAAAAUGUUUUAGCAAGAAGAAUUUUACAUGAAAUUGGUCAUUCUUUGAAUGCUGUUCAUGAUAAUAGUAGUGAGAAUAAUUAUAAUAUAAUGGCACCACUUGAAAUUCUUGUUGAACAUAAAAAUAAUUCAUUAUUUUCAAAACCAUCACUUUUUGCAAUUUCAAAAUAUGUUUUUGAAGUAUGUAUAAAUUUUCUUGUUGAUAUAAAUAUAAGAAAUUGUGGAAAUGGUAUUUUAGAUAAAGGAGAAGAAUGUGAUGAAGGGCAUAAAAAUUUUAAUGUUAAUUUUAAAUGUUGUAAUAAAUAUUGCAAAUUAAAAAAAACUGCUAAAUGUUGUGAUUCAAAUCACGAUUGUUGUUUGAAUUGUAAUAUUGCAUCAACAAAUAUUUCAUGUUAUCCUAAAGUUUUUUAUCAAUGUAUUGAUGAAAGUUUUUGUGAUGGUAUAAAUUCAAUAUGUCCUAAACCUAAAUAUCUUCCAGAUAAUACAAAAUGUAUGAAAAAUGGUGCAAAAUGUCUUAAUGGUAGAUGUGUUGAUAAAUGUAAAUAUUUAAAUGAAGAUUAUGUUCAUUGUUUAUGUGAAGAAAAUGAUUAUCGUUGUUAUCAAUGUUGUAGAAAUAUAAGUAAUGAGAUAUGUAAACCAAUAAUGGGUAAAAUUUUACUUGAAGAAGGAUCAAUAUGUAGUAAUUUAAAUAAAAAUUUUCGCUGUAAUAAUGAAUCUAAAUGUGUCUAUAAUUCAUCUUUAAAUAUUUAUUCUUAUGAUAUUAAAAGAAAAAAAUGGAGUAAUUAUUAUAUUCAAAAUAUUGUUACAAUACUUUUUAUAAUUUUUUUACCAAUAUUUAUAUUUUUAAAAGCUAGAAGAAACUAUUAUCAAAUUAAAAUGUUACAUAAUAACGAAGAAAUAAUGAAAGCAUAUAGAGAAAAUAAUUAA